AUGACACUGAAGGGGAAUAAUGAGCCUCGGGUUACAGUACAUCAUACAACUUGCACAUCAUGUGAGACGCGGUUUGUCAAUCCGUCGUGGUACGGUAUGGUCGAAGGUCCCCGCGACACUGGGCGUCAUAGCAAGCAUCCCAUCUCGUUUGCUCGCUCACUCAGCGGGACGGGGAAGGAAUUAGUAGAAGCUGGGAUACAUCUCGUAAUCAGCCGCUGUCACCAUUCAUUUCCCGCCGGCGUUGGUCUGGGCAUCCAACAUCGAAACAAGUAA
Molecule: messenger RNA, 273 nt
Organism: Colletotrichum lupini
Lineage: Eukaryota; Fungi; Ascomycota; Sordariomycetes; Glomerellales; Glomerellaceae
Exons: 2
Coding region: 1-273 (90 amino acids)
Source: RefSeq, a predicted model, not a curated record